Messenger RNA from Dreissena polymorpha, 1006 nucleotides. Its product is annotated as ribosome-recycling factor, mitochondrial-like. The coding region runs from base 16 to 483 and encodes 155 amino acids. The record is from RefSeq and is a predicted model, not a curated record. Gene Ontology annotation, molecular function: ribosomal large subunit binding. Gene Ontology annotation, cellular component: mitochondrion. The transcript has 5 exons. Gene Ontology annotation, biological process: translation. Lineage: Eukaryota; Metazoa; Mollusca; Bivalvia; Myida; Dreissenidae.
GUAUUUGAGCUGUCAAUGAGGACCAACAUAGGUAUGUACGGCAAGCUGCAGGUGAAGACCCCUGAUGGCUCGUUCCCACUGAACCAGAUUGCCUCCAUCAUACAGAAGACCCCGUCCCUGGUCGUUGUCAACCUGGCCAAGAACUCACAUUAUAUUGCUGAAGUUCUUUCCACAUUGAGAAACUCUGGGAUGAAUUUGAACCCUCAGCAAGAAGGCCAGUCUCUUGUCUACCUCACUAUUCCUAAGGUGUCCAGAGAGCACAGGGAGCAGCUAGCCAAGAAUGCCAAGGCCAUCUUCAACAAGACCAAGGACUCACUCAACAAAGUCUACUCAAAGUUCUCCAAGAAAACAUCCAGCAUAAACAGGGAGGAUGAGAAACAACUCGCUGACAAAAAGCUGUUGGCCAUGAAGAAUGCGGCCCAGGUGGCAGCUGAGAAGCAACUAAAAGCCAAGACAGAAGAACUCUUGAAGACCCUAGACUGACCUGAUCUCACUGUUUAAUAGACCCCAGGGGCUGGGCAGUUUUCCCCGCAUAUCUAGACAUGUGUGCAUUGUAUAUAUAUAUAUAUAUAUAUAUAAAUAUGAGUCUAUAUCUGGGAAAAUGGGGCUUAAUGAAUGUGCAUUAAGUGUAGUCCCAGAUUAGCCUGUGCAGUCCACACCGCUUAAUCAGGGAUAACACUUUCCACUUUUUAUCUUAGCAAGAAUUCAGUUCUACUCUAUGCACAUGCAUAAGGCCCAGCUUUUGCAGAAUGAGGAUACAUUAAUAUACUAUAACAACUUCUAAGUUUUGAACAAUUUGCCUGAUAUAAGAAUGAGUUGGUAUUACAUGUAUAGGGUCAGACGGGUCAGAUGGUUGAAGAAAAAUAGCUGGAUGUGUUGUCUAUUUGUGUAGAUUCAUUACCUUUGGCAUUUUCUUGAAAUGCAAUAGAAUUUUUGUAAUGCCAUACAUUGUUUUGUGAUGAAAGAGAUUGUACACUUGGUAUUUAAAUUUCAAUGCAAUUCAAAA